AUGCACUUCCUGACGAAGAUCUUGGAGCGCGGAAAGGAUUGUGAAGCAUGGGAGAACGCAGCAGCCAAGUCCCGGGCUAUCUCAGUUCCUCUGGUUCUAGCACAGCUGGUAUUGCACAGACGAGCGGCCGAAGGAACUGCAGAAGGCGAUCGACUUUUAGAGCUACUCCCGUCUGAAACCGAGGCGCAUCGAAGAGUUGAGCACAUUGAAGAGAAACGCCGCUUGAGCAAAGAUUCUCUAAGCUCUUACGCGCAUAUACUGGCCGGAGAAACCGACGACCUGCGUUGCCAGCGACUGUUGGAGUAUGGCGGCCACGUUCCUAUCCACGUGCUGCUUUUUCUCUUGCGACCCAGUUCGGCGCUGCGUGAUAUUCCCACGCUUCAGGGUCUCAUCGAAUUGUUCAGACUUGACGCUACAAACCCUCGCAAGAAUCGGAGUUCGAGCUCUUAUUUCCAGUCGUCGAACUACCUCAGAAUUCUGUCGCUGCUUGAGAGCCACAUAGCUCGCACAGAGCCGAGGCUCCUAGUGCAGCUUGCUGAAGCGGUGUCUCUCCACAUGAAACAGCUCGUGGAGGUAGGAGACUCGCAAAAGCGCUUUGUGAGCUGCUGCCGACUGUUUAACAAAAUGCUGUGCAUUUUCCAGCCAGAAUCGAAGCUGUUGGCCAAGCAAAUUCCUGUCGCCAACAGCUACUUCUGGGAAUGCCAGCGCAUGCUGCUCACAAUGUCCGAAACCUUUGAGAAGCCACUGCAGGUCACUGGAGAUGGGUUUCGUGCAAUUCGGAGUACCCUUGCAGGCAUGCCAAAGAACGAAGCCGAGAAGCACAGCGCUCUCCUGUACGCUCCCUCUUGGCCGCCAUAUUUGACCCCCGGAGACGGUAUGGACGAAAUUACCGAUCCCGAGGCAAAUUGGAGCCGAACCGUCGAGGCAGGCAUGCUUAUGCAAGAAGCCGGGUUUGCCAAAUCCGAGGCUGAUGACAGCCUGGAUAUUCUAAAGGGGAUGGCACCGGAUGGAACGCCAACGAUCCAGCAGCGCACGCUCGCGGGGAGCAAUCGAAACAUCAGCACGUGGGAGGCGUCUAUUCGCGCAACGCGAGAUGCCCAUGAGGCGUGGGGACGAUUCAAUGACCCUCCGACCAAGGGUGCUCUGCCGGGAAUGAAUGAAUACGCGGCCAUGUUGGAAAAACUGACGCUCAGAGAAGUCGGGCCCUCCACCAAGCUACUUCCCGGUGACAAGGCCCAGAACUUUCCCGCCUACCGAGCUGCAAAUCUUGCAGACAUUGAGUGGGCGAAAUCUCGACCCCCGAGUGUCGAGGAACUCUACAGUCAGAUGCGCCAGGCCGGCAUCGUACCCAGCGGGCACUGUCUCUUCAUUCUGAUAUCCAACGCGCCUGAUCUAGAUACGGCCCAUCGCUAUCUAGAGACGGCUGCUGAGCUCGAUCCAGAUAUUUCCAGCCUCAUUGCUCCCAAGAUUGAACGAUUAGCACUACGUCGAGUCGGCAUGGGGCUCUUCUCCGCUUACAUCAGCAUGCUUGCGAAACGAGACGACCUUUCUGGUUGGGAGAAUUUGCAGAGAGCUAUUGCCCUUGCAGAGGCCCGCCUUGGUGAUAAGCGUUCCCGCUGGGCUUCACCGAUUUGGGGAGCGAUCCUGAAGGGCGCAUCGAGGCAUCACUCUGCACUGCGAAUGUCACACUCUGACCAAGUGGAGCUUAUCCUGGCUAUUGCAAAGCGAAUCGAUCGAGGCAAUAGGUUGAACCUGGCCAACUUUUCGGAAUUGAAUAAAAGUCUGCGGAAACUAAUACGCUAUGAUUUACGUGCCUUGGCCAAUGACCUGCAGCAAAAUGAGGCCUCGGCACCGAUAUCUUCACCGAAGCAACCUUUACGAGUCCUUUAUGAUGGCGUUCUCCACAGCGAGGGCAGGGUGACGCCAACAGAAGAACAUGGCGGGCGAGGCCCCCCCGUGCCAGGAAGUCUGGAGUCGCUUGUCGAGUACAUAAAGAAAGAAUUUGCCAAAUUUCAGGUGCGAGAAAAGUCAUACCAGGCGGCGGCGCGCGAUAACUACAUUUCUCCGCUGGAUCGGAUGCUCUCUCGAAACGACGUCGUCAGGAGCGAGCACGCAUUGGAGUACAUGAUGACCAUGGGGUAUGCUGGCGAAUUCCAAGAGAUGAGGAAGCUGCUCUUGUUCCUCAUAGGAGAAUGGGGCCAGCCAGACUUGGUAGAAGAUCUGGUGGCACUUGACGAGCUGCCGCCGUCUGCCGACUUUUCUGAGUUGCUUUGUGUGUUCCGGUUGCUCGGCGAGCAAGUUUUGGGUGGGCCUGUGGUGGCCGAAGAGAUGCAAGAUGCCAUCGUUGCGUCUGGGCUGCCGUGGACGUGGCCGGAUGCCAGGGCCGUGCAGGGCUAUCUGCAGAUGCACCCGCAUGAUUCGAUCCGCCAGGUGCAGAGCGUCUUGGGUCAGCUGCGGGGCCAGAAGAGGGCAGAGGCAGCACAGGCGCAGACGACAUUGGACGAUUGCAGGCAGAGGGUUGACGAAAAUAGCUAG
This is a messenger RNA of Akanthomyces muscarius, 2535 nucleotides long. RefSeq lists its product as uncharacterized. The coding region runs from base 1 to 2535 and encodes 844 amino acids. Lineage: Eukaryota; Fungi; Ascomycota; Sordariomycetes; Hypocreales; Cordycipitaceae. The record is from RefSeq and is a predicted model, not a curated record. The transcript has a single exon.